Molecule: messenger RNA, 2955 nt
Organism: Psilocybe cubensis
Lineage: Eukaryota; Fungi; Basidiomycota; Agaricomycetes; Agaricales; Agrocybaceae
Exons: 8
Coding region: 1-2955 (984 amino acids)
Biological process (GO): protein phosphorylation; chromosome segregation
Cellular component (GO): nucleus; centrosome; cytoplasm
Molecular function (GO): protein kinase activity; ATP binding
Source: RefSeq, a predicted model, not a curated record
AUGUCCUCCCCCUCCUUUCUUGCAAAUUAUGAACCCCUCGACGUUAUUGGGAAUGGAUCCUUUGGAAUCAUCCGCAAAGUGCGCCGGAAAUCGGACGGUGUGCUGUUUGCGCGGAAAGAGCUGAACUUUGAGAGGAUGACGGAGCGGGAUAGGAAGCAAAUAGUUGCUGAAGUAAACAUCCUCAAAGACCUACAUCACGACCACAUUGUGCGAUACCACGACCGUUACGUCGACCGCGACGCUGGAAUACUCUACAUCCUCAUGGAAUACUGCGGCGGCGGCGACCUCUCCGCCGUCAUCAAGCAGGCCGCGAAACAGAAUAGGCCGAUCCCGGAAGACACCAUCUGGCACUACUUCCUCCAAAUCCUCCAUGCACUCCACCACUGUCACCACCCAAACGGACACACACGCUCCUCUAGCGGCUCCGGUUCCUCGCUUGAUGCAGAGGGCGCCUCGCGCCGUGUCCAAAUUCUACAUCGAGAUUUGAAACCCGACAAUGUUUUCUUGGACGAAAACAAUACAGUGAAGCUGGGAGACUUUGGAUUGUCGAAAGCACUCGCACAGGCGAGUUUUGCUAGCACUUAUGUUGGGACACCGUAUUACAUGUCCCCCGAACUCAUGCAAGAAAAGGCAUACGACUCAAAAUCCGACAUCUGGUCUCUGGGCUGCCUCAUAUACGAGCUCUGCGCGCUCAAACCACCCUUCCACGAAGCCAAAACCCACUCCGAACUGAGCAUAUUCAUCCGCAACGGGCGGAUCCCACCGUUACCCCGCGGAUACUCGCAGGCGCUUACGUCGGUCAUCAAGUCGAUGCUGAAUCUUAACGCAAGUGCCAUGUCGACAUCCUCUCACCACCCCGCCAUGCGUCCUUCCGCCGCGCAGCUCCUCCAACACGAACGCCUCGAGCUCGUGAACAAGGUCUCAGAGGCCGAAAAGAUGCUCGCGACGGUGAAAGCCCACCGCGCAGCGGUGACCGCGAAAGAACGCGACGUUCUCGCGCGCGAACACCGUCUCGCCGCCGUCCUCACCGCCAAAGACCACGAAAUCGCGCAACUGCAACAUGCUGUCUCGCAGCUGCAGUCGCAGCUCACAUCCACUACAGCACAGGCACAGGGGGCGUACCAGUACACGCGGCACGAUCUCGAGCACGCAGCAAAGCAGGCAGUCGGGCGGAGGGAGGAGGAGCUAAGGGUGUUGGUGAUGAAGCGAGAGGAGGAGGUCGCUGCGGCAAUUGCGAAGAGGGAGGAGGAAAUUAUGGAUGCUGUCCGUGCGCGAGAGAGCGAGAUUGACCGUGCGUGUGUGGCGAGAGAGGAGGCGGUGCGGCGGGAGGUGGAUGAGCGGGUGCGGUGGGUUGUUGAAAGGGAGAGGGUGCUGAGGGAGGAAGAGAGGAGGAUCGAGGGGGUCAGGAGGGAGGUGGAGGAGGCUAGGAGACGCGCUGAGGCGGGUGUUGGAAAGGGCCGCAAGGAUAAGAACCCGCUGGAGGAGGUCAUGAACGUUCUGGCGCAGGUUACACCUUCGCAACCGCGGCGACGGAAACUCGAUCCUCAACCCACUCCCCGUGCCAACGGCAAUAAAACAACAACGUCAUCAUCACAUCAACACUCUGCUUCGAACUCCAGCACAUCCUCCUCCUCCACCUCUUCGUCCUCGUCGAAUGACGCAACUGCAAGCGCAAACACCGCCGCGGCGCUCGAGACGCCCACGGCUUCCCGUCCAUUCGCGAUCUAUUCUGCAGAUUUUAUGCCAGUAUCUGCGAUGAAGGGCGUGGUGCUGACUUCUACAGGAGAAACGCUUGCUACGCCGUCGCCUGCAGAACUUGUCAGCUUGUUUGCACGCUCGCCGAAGGUGGGUUUGGACUUUGGCAAGAUCUUUUCGCGGGAUGAGGGAGGUGGAAGUGGAGGUGGCAGCAGCAGCAGUGGGCAGCAGGGGCAGGGGCAGAGUCAAAGUCAAAUACCGCAACCGCAGUUGAAGCAGACCACGACAUGUCAGUCACAACAGAGCCAGCAGCAGCAAAGAGUCACAAUGCAAUAUGACGAUGAAGAGCUGGAUAGUCCUCCACCCAGCCCGAGUGCGCGGAAGGAGAGGGAAAGGGAGAGGGAGAAAAGGGACAUGAACGGGAUGUCAUCAGCUCCUCCGCCCCCGACGAGGAUACGCAGGCCGUCGAUUCGGACGUCCGCACGGUCAGCGCCUGCCAGGACGAGUGGAUUCCCGCCUUCGACUGCGUCGUCGUCGUCGUCGAGUUCGGAUUCGUCGUCGGGGAACUCGCACUCGAACUCGAGUCAUACGGCCACGCAUGGGAACGGGAACGCGGCCACCUCCAACGCGAAUACGAAUACGAAUACGAAUACGAAUACGAAUGGAAAACAGAAACAGAAACAGAAACAGAAUCCUAAGCCACUGCCCCACCCGCACCUGCGCCCGUCUCGCUCGGGAUCGAACCUGGCCGCUGCGCGCGCGGCGGCGCAUGCAGCAGCAGCAGCUGGCCGUGUGCCCCUUCCGCCCGCACCCGUGUAUGAUCUCGCAGACGAGGACAAUCUCCCGAGCCCGUUUAUCAAGCGGACGAUGGGGAGGACACAGUCGUAUCCUGUUGUGGGCUCUAAUGGGAGCGGGAGUGGGAGUGCAUCUGGGAGUGGAAGCGCGAGCAAUCAACACACGACGUCUGCUUCUGCUGCUGCUGCUGCUGCGGAGAGCUCGAGCAAAACGAAGCGGCGGGGUAGCAGCGGGCUACUGUUGCGCGCGGUGGCGGCUGCGAAUAGCGCCGGGCGGACGAGAAGUGCAGGAGCGGGAGCGGGGCUGGGAUCGCCUUUAAUGGACGAGGAGGGCGCGGAGGGUGGAGUGAGUUUCCCGCCUGCUGUGCCCGAACCUGGGCAAGGGAUGGGGGAGGGUGCGCGGCCUUCGUUGGCGAGUGCGCGCAAGGCGAGUGAGGAGGCGAGGAAAGCGUUGUUGAGAUCGUGA